Macadamia integrifolia is the source of this 1338-nucleotide messenger RNA. Its product is annotated as polygalacturonase-like. Gene Ontology annotation, molecular function: polygalacturonase activity. The record is from RefSeq and is a predicted model, not a curated record. Gene Ontology annotation, biological process: carbohydrate metabolic process. The transcript has 4 exons. Bases 1 to 1338 code for a protein of 445 amino acids. Lineage: Eukaryota; Viridiplantae; Streptophyta; Magnoliopsida; Proteales; Proteaceae.
AUGGUGCUGAAAAACUGUCUUGAUCAUCUUCUUCGUCCCCUUGUCAUCUUCUUCUUUUUCUUCUUUAUAUUCUUUCAUCACCUUUCGUUUACUGCUAAUGCUGAAAAGAUAAUCAACAUUGAGUCUUUGGGUGCUAAAGGUGAUGGGACAACAGAUUCGAGUCCGGCAAUGUUACAAGCAUGGGAGGGUGCUUGCAAGAACUCCACGGAGCCAACUACGAUAAUAGUACCGAGCAAGAAGUAUUUCCUAAGCUCAGCUAAGUUAGAUGGACCAUGUACCAACAAGUUUACAAUUACCUUCCAAAUGGAAGGCAGUACCCUUAUUGCUCCCGACUACACAAAGAUGAGUGACUCGAAGGGUCUUCCAUUAGACUACUGGGUAAUAUUUCAGACUGUUCAAGGGGUGUCUCUUAUUGGAGGAGCUCUUGAAGCUCAAGGCAAAACCUUGUGGGAUUGCAAAGGAGGAGCUGCUUCUGCCCAAUGUCCUCCCGGUGCAACAUCACUUGCCUUUUUCGGUUCAAAAGAUGUAAAAAUCCAGAAUUUGACAUCUAAUGAUGCGAAGCUGUACCAUAUUGUGAUCCACUCAAGCUUGAAUGUAACAGUGGAAGGAGGAAGGAUUGAAGCCCCUGGAGACAGUCCAAAUACAGAUGGGAUACAUGUCCAGAAUUCAACUCAAGUACGUGUAGAUGGCACCACUAUCAUGACUGGUGAUGAUUGCAUCUCCAUCGGACCAGCCACUCGUGACUUGCAUAUUGAGGGAGUCAAUUGUGGACCUGGACAUGGUAUAAGCAUUGGGAGUUUAGGGAAAGACGCAAUAGAAGAAGGAGUGGAAGGAGUGGUGGUGAUGAACUCGACAUUCACUGGGAGUACAAACGGAGUUAGGAUAAAGUCAUGGGCAAGGCCAAGCACUGCGUUCGUGAGAGGAGUGAUUUUUCAGAAGAUUAUAAUGAAUAACGUCAUAAACCCCAUCAUCAUCGAUCAAAAUUACUGCCCACACAAUAUAGGCUGCCCUCCACAGACCCUUGGGAAUCGUACAGAGAUAAGUAACGUUACCUACACGGACAUCACGGGAACAUCGGCCAGUGAAGUGGCUGUGAAUUUCAAUUGCAGUGUUACCCCUCCAUGUAAAGAUAUCAAAUUGCAAGACAUAAAUCUCAAUUACAUAGGCGGGAACAUCACAGAACGCUUCUGCCUCAAUGCAUAUGGAAGCGUUCUUGGUGGUGGGAUCAUCAAGCCACCUAGCUGCCUUAAAACUCUCCCACCUAGCAUUCUUCGGGGUGGGAUCAUCAAGCCACCUACCUUCCUUAUGGAUCUCCCAUUAUUAUUUGGUGAUUUGUAA